GGCGCGCGGUGGCAGUACCGAGCACGCUUGCACGUCGAGCGCAGGCGCAGUUUUCGCAGUUACACUACGCGAUUUACGCGCGGCUCGCGCUCUCGCAACCCUAGCGCCCUCACCUUCACAUGUUGCGUAUUGGAUAUUCGCAGUCCACUUUCGGGUAGUGUGUGUGCUCCAAUAGGUGGUGGAAAGGAAUCGCGUUUUUGCAGUAUCGGACGCCCGCAGAUAAAAUCGACAACCUGGAAAAUCAAUAAUAUACGCCCGAUAAAAAAUCGUCACAAUGGCACUAGUGCUACAAUAUAUCAAUGAUAUACACCAUUAUAUGAAUAAAUAUGGAGAUCCACGGACAAAUCCAUGGUUCCUGAUGAGUUCACCGUUUCCUACAUUAAUAAUAUGUCUUAGUUAUGUUUAUCUAGUCAAGGUUAUAGGCCCAAGGUUUAUGGAAAACAGAAAACCCUAUGAAUUACAAAAUUUAUUAAUAAUUUAUAAUUUCUCACAAGUUAUAUUCAGCAUGUGGCUAUUCUAUGAGAGCUUGAUGGGAGGUUGGCUGAAUCAUUACAGCUUUCGAUGCCAGCCAGUGGACUACACUGACAAUCCUAUAGCCAAUAGAAUCGGGGCCGCGGGCUGGUUCACAGGCAGGUAUAACUUUCACUGUCAGCCGGUCGACCACUCCAAACAUCCACAAACAAUGAGGAUGGUUCACGCAUGUUGGUGGUACUACUUUUCAAAAUUCACAGAGUUCUUUGAUACGAUCUUCUUUGUUCUGAGAAAGAAAUUCGAUCAUGUAUCUACCCUUCACGUGAUUCACCACGGCGUGAUGCCGAUGUCGGUGUGGUUCGGCGUAAAGUUCACUCCGGGAGGUCACUCCACAUUCUUUGGUCUAUUGAACACCUUUGUGCACAUCAUUAUGUACACGUACUAUAUGAUGGCGGCCAUGGGACCGCACAUGAAGAAGUACUUGUGGUGGAAGAAGUAUUUAACAACUCUACAAAUGAUUGUGCAUCAGGUCCGCGCGCGAUCCCCGGCGCCCGCGCCGGUGACGACGGACAUCAGCGACGCGAAGGAGGUCGCGUACAAGAACGGCGCGCUGAAGAACGGCUACAGCAACGGGCACACGAACGGGCUCGUGCGGGCGCGCACCGUGCUGCCGGCGGGCAACUGACGUCACCGCCACCGAACAUUCUAGCAUUCCGUAGUCUGUGAUUCAUAGCCCCGACUCGUCACGGGCCGCGGCCGAGCGGGCCGGCUGACGCGACCUCCCACGACCGACGCAGUAAUAACUAACGUUGUUUAGUGUUAAAUGUGAUCUAUCUAGUGUAUAUAGGCGGUGUCAGUGGUGUACAUUUUUUUAUGAUACAAAAUUGUAGCUGGAUACGUUGAUAGCAUAGCCUUUUGUACUUUUUAAUACAAUUCGCUUUUAGAGUUUAGUUACCUCUGGAAGUUUGUUUUGACUUGUAUAUUUCAUAUGUAUUAUGUAUUAUAUAUGACUACAUCAUUACCUUGGGUGCUUAUAUUAGAGUAAAUAAUGAACACAGUAUAAUGUGUGUGUGUAACAUUCUGAAAUUUAGUAAUUUAAAUGUGCAGUUUCAACUAAGGGAACCAUAUUUUUUUUUAGACAAAUAUCCUUAUAAAGCAUAUUAUGCAAUUAAUUAUAACAAACCUUUUUUUAAAUUGCAUGUUACUCAAAAGGUAAUAAGAAAGGUAGUAGUAUAAAUUAGAUCACAUUAUUUCUAUAAAAAUGUGUAUUAUAUAAAAGUCUGUAUAUUUGUUCAAAGGCAUCUAUAAAGUUGUUAAAUCAAUUAUUGUUCAAAUAUUUAAUAAGAUCAAUUAAUCAAAUAUGAACAAAUUAUUUAUUAGUUUCAGAUGUUAAAUAUACAAAAAUUAUUGUUACAAUGAAGAUAUAUUAGUUCAUUAUUAUAUAUGACAUAACAUACAAUUCUUGUUGUAAUAUUUGUAUAUGAAAUUUUUUAUUUAGGCGUAAAGAAGUCCAAUGUUUAUUUGAGUGUAGUAUAAAAAUUAACUGAUUAUAAAUUAAUUAUUAUUAUUUUAUUGUUUCUAGUAUUUUUUUUUUAUCUAUUCAUGAAACUUUUGAACCUACUCAAAUAAGCAUUCGGCCAAACUUAAUGUUUACUGUGUGUACGCUUAUAGCUAAAGCUAUACUCAUUACUUGUAAACUUGAAUUGUGAAUAUUUGUCGUUAAUUUGAUCAAACUACUUAAUUUAACCUUUAUUCGAGUAUUAUUUUAAAUAAUUGCAUAGAUUGCUAUUCAGCACCAAUAAUAAUUUUAACGUUAGUUUCUAUUGAAUCAUUUUUAUUGAAAAUACCAAAUGUUCACAAUUCUUGUUCAUCAACGCAGAUGCGUACAAAAAAACAGUAUUUUAAUAUCACUUCAUGAUUUUAAACUUUAUUGCAAUGCAAUAAAUUUGUUUUUUGUAGUGACAUUUAGGUUGUGUUGGCUAUUUAUUUUGUUUUAUUUAUAUUUUUUUGUUCAUACCAAAUAUUGUAAAACUGUCUCGAUAUUUGCAAACUUAAGUAUUUAUGUAACUUACCAUAUACGGUACAAAAUUAUUUAGUCAAUUUAGUUAACAAUUAAAUUAAGGUGUAUUCGAGAAAACAAGUUUGCAGUAAAAUCGUGGCAGCUAAGGAGCC
Messenger RNA from Zerene cesonia (dogface butterfly), 2643 nucleotides. Its product is annotated as elongation of very long chain fatty acids protein AAEL008004-like. Lineage: Eukaryota; Metazoa; Arthropoda; Insecta; Lepidoptera; Pieridae. Gene Ontology annotation, cellular component: endoplasmic reticulum membrane. The transcript has 10 exons. The record is from RefSeq and is a predicted model, not a curated record. Gene Ontology annotation, molecular function: fatty acid elongase activity. Bases 275 to 1156 code for a protein of 293 amino acids. Gene Ontology annotation, biological process: sphingolipid biosynthetic process; very long-chain fatty acid biosynthetic process; fatty acid elongation, monounsaturated fatty acid.